Rubroshorea leprosula is the source of this 2563-nucleotide messenger RNA. The record is from the annotation of a GenBank genome assembly. Lineage: Eukaryota; Viridiplantae; Streptophyta; Magnoliopsida; Malvales; Dipterocarpaceae.
UCAAUUGAACCAGAGUUCUGCACUAAAGAAAAAAUGGAGGUAGUUCGUGUAUCACUCUUUUCCAUCAUUUUUAGCAUUCUCAUCAUCUGCACAACUCAUCUAGGCCAUGGCUUUCAAACUCCUCGCACAAACAAAACCGACAGACUUGCAUUGUUAGCCUUCAAGGAUCACAUAAAGGAAGAUCCAUUAGGAGUUUUGAGUUCUUGGAAUGAGUCUCUCCAAAACCAAUUACACAGUAGAAUCCCAUCUGAUGUCGGUUUCACUCUUCCUAAUCUCCAAUAUUUUGCGGCCGGUUGCAACUAUUUACAUGGGGAGAUACCAGCUUCUUUACUCAAUGCCUCAAAGCUACAAGUGGUCAAUCUUCCAUUCAAUAAUUUGAGCGGAGUCAUACCUUCAAACCUUGGAAGGUUAUGGAAUCUUGAAUCCCUAGGACUUGACGAUAAUCUGUUGGAAACUUCCGAAGAUGAAGGUUUGGGUUUUUUAACUUCUUUAAUCAACUGCACCAACCUUCGACAAUUGGAUUUAACCAAUAACCGUUUCAAAGGUGAAUUACCUGCUUCAAUUGCUAAUCUCUCAACCAAGCUUGAACUUUUGUCCCUAGGGAAAAAUCAGAUUUCUGGUAAAAUUCCUGAUGAGAUUGGGAACCUCGUUGGCUUAACAUGGCUGCAAAUAGGUAGGAGCUACAUUACAGGUGAAAUUCCUUCUAGUAUUGGCAAACUAAAAAAGUUAGCUAGACUCGAGCUAUUUGAGAAUGGAAUUUCAGGUCUAAUCGCUUCCUCACUUGGGAAUAUCACUCAAUUACAAGACUUGAGUUUGCAGGACAAUAAUCUAAGUGGCAUAAUUCCACCUAGUUUGGCAAAUUGUUCACAACUUGGAAAGCUUCUCCUUGGCAACAAUUACCUUAUUGGAAACAUACCAAAACAACUCUUAAGCCUACCUUCAAUGCUUGUCCUCUUUGUACCUGGAAAUUCUUUAAUAGGACAAUUGCCUUCAGAAGUGGGUAACUUGUCCAACCUAAUAGGAUUGUUGGUUUCACACAAUAGAUUGUCGGGAGAAAUUCCAAGCACCUUGGGAAAAUGUUUGAUGCUGCAAGGCCUUUGGAUGCAAGAUAACAUGUUUGAAGGAAGCAUCCCAUCUUCAUUUAGCAAGUUGAAAAACCUUGAAGACCUUGAUCUCUCUAGAAACAAUCUGUCAGGCCAAGUUCCAAAAUAUCUCCAAAAUUUCACUUUGCUGCAAAACCUAAACUUGUCCUUCAAUAACUUUGAUGGAGAGGUACCAAUUGAAGGGAUCUUCAAAAAUGCAAGUAUUAUUUCGGUUAAUGGAAAUCAGAGACUUUGUGGAGGUAUUGAGCAAUUAGGACUUCCUCCAUGUCAAGUCAUGAGAAAGAAAGGGAAGUUCCAACAAUUGAAGGUGGUGAUUCCAAUAAUCGCUUCAUGCUCAUUAUUCUUGAUUAUAGUUCUUCUUGCUAUUUUUUCAUACAGAAAGAAAUCUAAAAGGAGAGCUUCUACCAUUGUGCAAGAGAAAGAAUUUUUUCCACAAAUUUCUUAUGCAGAGCUAAGUCAGGCAAUCAAUCAGUUCUCACCAUCAAAUUUGGUAGGCAAGGGAAGUUUUGGCUCCGUUUAUAAAGGAAUUCUAACUACAAAUGGAAUGAUAGUUGCAGUGAAGGUGCUAAAUCUUAAACAAAAAGGGGCUGCUAAGAGUUUCUUGGCUGAAUAUUUUAAAGGAAGUGAUUUUAAAGCUAUUGUUUAUGAGUUCAUGCAAAAUGGAAGUUUAGAAGAGUGGUUGCAUCCACAUGAAAAUCAAGUAGAAGUGGGAAAAUUCAACUUCAUCCAAAGACUAAAUAUAGCCAUUGAUGUUGCAUUUGCACUUGAAUAUCUCCACUACUAUUGCCAACCAACUAUAGUUCAUGGAGAUCUUAAGCCAAGCAAUGUUCUACUUGAUCAUGACAUGGUUGCACAUGUGGGUGACUUUGGGCUAUCAAGCAUAUUCCGAGACGAGAGCAAUCAUAGCAAUGCUUCCAGAGAACAGAACAGCUCCAUUGGAAUAAAAGGAACAGUUGGUUAUAUUCCCCCAGAAUAUGGCAUGGGUAGCAAGGCAUCUAUGGAAGGAGAUGUGUAUAGUUUUGGAAUUAUGUUGUUAGAGAUGAUUAUAGGAAAGCGACCAACUGAUCCUAUGUUCAACGAUGGUUUCAACAUUCACCAAUUCACCAAAACUGCAUUGCCAGAGAGAGUGAUGGAAAUUCUUGAACCCUCGUUAUUACAAGAAAUACAUGUGACAGAUAAUAGAGGUAUUGAACAUUCCAGGGCAAAGAACAACAUGGGAAGAAGAACUGGUGUUUUGGAAAGCUUGUCGGAAGUUGCAAGAGUGGGAGUCUUCUGCUCAGUGGAGUCUCCAAAUGAGAGAAUGGAGAUGAAACAAGUUGUUGCAGAACUAUCUGCCAUUAAGCACAGGUUUCUUGGUGCCAGGAAUUGAUUCAACGUUGACAGGACCCUCGUUGUUUGUCUUCUUUCUUCUUCAUUUUUUCUUUUUCAUUUUUUAAUUGAAAUAAACUGUAGCCCAUUUC